This is a messenger RNA of Ochotona princeps (American pika), 1329 nucleotides long. RefSeq names its product anti-silencing function 1A histone chaperone (gene ASF1A). The coding region runs from base 464 to 1078 and encodes 204 amino acids. Gene Ontology annotation, molecular function: histone binding. The record is from RefSeq and is a predicted model, not a curated record. Gene Ontology annotation, biological process: DNA replication-dependent chromatin assembly. Lineage: Eukaryota; Metazoa; Chordata; Mammalia; Lagomorpha; Ochotonidae. The transcript is spliced from 4 exons. Gene Ontology annotation, cellular component: nucleus.
GGUCUGCGCGCCCCUCCCCGCCGCCGCCGGCGGCCUCCGCGCGGGCCUCCCAGCCCGUAUUCCACUCACUUUGUUCUCCGCCUUUGUCCUAAUCCACACCAGCAGGUGGAGCCGCAGUUAAAGUUUCCGAGUCCAUUCCGGGAGCGGGCGCCCAUCUUGCUCGCAGCCGAGGCCCUCGCUGGAGGAGGAGGGUCAGAGCUCGGCUGCAGCCAAUCGCGGGCAACGCUGCUAGUUAUCAGAGCAGAAUGGGCUGUAGUUUAGUGAAAUAGGAAAGCUGCAAAACACUGUGGAGUGCUCCGGUGUAAAUAAAAAGAGGGGGAAAAAAAAAAGUUUCUCAAGUCGCCGCUGCACGACGUCGGGCCGGCGCCGGGGCGGGGGUCUGCGCUCAGCCGAGCGGCCGCGGGCGGGACUUUAUCGAGCCGCAACGAGCCCCCGUCCCCAUUGUUUGUGUGUUUUUCAAAAUAUGGCAAAGGUUCAGGUGAACAAUGUAGUGGUGCUGGAUAACCCUUCUCCUUUCUACAACCCGUUCCAGUUCGAGAUCACGUUCGAGUGCAUCGAGGACCUGUCUGAAGACUUGGAGUGGAAAAUUAUCUACGUGGGCUCUGCAGAAAGCGAAGAAUAUGAUCAAGUUUUAGACUCUGUUUUAGUGGGCCCUGUUCCUGCAGGACGGCAUAUGUUUGUAUUUCAGGCAGAUGCACCUAACCCAGGACUCAUUCCAGAUGCUGAUGCAGUAGGCGUAACAGUUGUGCUAAUUACUUGUACCUAUCGAGGCCAAGAAUUUAUUAGAGUUGGCUACUAUGUAAAUAAUGAAUAUACUGAGACAGAAUUAAGGGAAAAUCCGCCAGUAAAACCAGACUUUUCUAAGCUUCAGAGGAACAUUUUGGCAUCUAAUCCCAGGGUCACAAGAUUUCACAUUAAUUGGGAAGACAACACGGAAAAACUGGAAGAUGCAGAGAGCAGUAAUCCAAACCUCCAGUCACUUCUUUCAACAGAUGCGUUACCUUCCGCCUCAAAGGGAUGGUCCACGUCAGAAAACUCACUAAAUGUCAUGUUAGAAUCCCACAUGGACUGCAUGUGACCACUUGCCAUCCCUUUAGUACAAAUUAAGCUAUUAAAAAUAAACAGAACUAUUUCCCUGAAAUUCCGUAAGUACAUAGUCAAGACAAAAAUGUGAAGAAAUUUGUUUAAAAACAUCCUGUAGAAAGUUUAUAAGAAAACCAGUAUUUGAGCAAAUUGUGGAAUAUAAAUACAACUAUUUUUAAGUAAUUUCUUCUCUAAUGUGUUAUUUUAUUUGUUAUGAAACUAACCUGAUUAAAGCAUAUAUAUUAU